AUUUGUUCUGCAUAUUUAUUUAUUUAUUUUUUUUUGCUUAUUUAUUUUAAUUUUGAUACCAGGACCUUUUUUUUUAUAAUAUUUCCUAAACUGUACUGGUUACAUUUAAAAACUAACUAGGUCAAAAACCUUACAUUGUAUUGGUUGGUUAGGUAUAAUAAACACGUUUUCAUAACCUAAAAUAUUUUGGAAGUGAUAUAAAAAAAGAAGCAUUAAUCUUCUGAAAAUAAAAUAAUAAGAAUAUUAUCAAAUUAUUCAAUACGUAUAUUUGUAAUUAUACAUAUACGUAACUCUUCUAAUAAUAAAUAUAAUACUAUAAAUAUAAAAGAGAUAUUUAUAAAGAGAUUAUUUUGUAUAAUUAUAAUACAAGAAAUAUGUGCGAAGAGGAAUGGAAGCAGAGCUUAAAAGAACGAGCAGAAAGAACGCUUCUUGUUCGUUAUACACGUAAAAUAAAAGACAUUGAGGAAGUAACAGAUUUAUUUAGAGGUGAUUUUAUUAUUAAAUUACCACGACAAUCUAGUAAAAGUUUCCAUGUAGAAUUUACUACCGUUAAAGAAGCAUUAGAAAAUAAAAGAAAUCUUAAAGGUAAAAUUGCACAUGGGAAAACUAUAGUUGUUCGAAGAGCUUUGUUGAAUACACUACAAGGUAAAGAAGUUAAAAAGAAAGGGAAAAAAGUUAAAAUACCUUCUGUGGAGCCAGAUGAAAAAUUGUCACGAACAUUAUAUGUUACAAAUCUAAAAUCUUCUGUAAAGAUUGAGGAGAUAAAAGAUGUUUUACCAGGAUGUGUAUCUGUUACUUUGUUAAAACCAUAUAAAAAUAAUUUAAGGAGUGCGAUAGUCAAGAUGCAAAGUAUACAACUUACAGCGGAAUAUUUACUUAAAAAACGUGAAUGGCCAUGUUUACAUGGAAACAGAUUAAUACUGAAGGCACAUAAUCGAAUAAACCAUAAGAUAAAAUCAUCUUUUGGAAAUGAUACAAAUAAUUUAACAAAUAAAACUUCUUCAUUGGAGACAGAAGGCAGUGCUGCUUAGUCAUAUUAAAAAGUAAUGAUAUUAAUAAUUAUAUCAAUUGUGUAUAAUAUUUUUAUUGUUUGUCAGCACUUUUUUUAUUUUAUAAAAAGUAUUAUAAAUAGUCAUAAAUGAUAAUAUAAUACUGUGCUUCAUAUA
Molecule: messenger RNA, 1166 nt
Organism: Polistes canadensis
Lineage: Eukaryota; Metazoa; Arthropoda; Insecta; Hymenoptera; Vespidae
Exons: 4
Coding region: 375-1031 (218 amino acids)
Molecular function (GO): nucleic acid binding
Source: RefSeq, a predicted model, not a curated record